UUGGGGGGUGCAGGGGAGCGUGCAAGGCUCGGGGAGGGGGGGGGGAGCGUGCAAGGCUCAGGGGGGACAGAGUGUGCACAGCCGGGGGGGGAGUGUGCACGGUCCAGGUGUGACAGUGAGCGUGCCCGGCUGGGGACGAGCGUGCCCGGCUCCAGGUGUAAGCGUGCCCGGCUGGGAGUGAGCAGGAGCGUGCAGGGCUCGGGGAGUGAGUGUGCAAGGCUGGAGCGUGCAUGGCUUCCCAGGUGAGUGUGCACGGCUGGAGGAGGGAGGGUGCACAGCUCCAGGGGUGAGCGUGCCCGGCCCCGGGGCUUGAGGGUGAGCGUGCAAGGCCGGGGCUGGGGGUGAGGGUGAGUGUGCACAGCUCCGGGGGUGAGUGUGGGCAUGCACGGCCGGGGGUGAGCGUGCACGGCUCGGAGGGGGAUUGUGCACGCUCGGGGGUGACGGUGAGUGUGCAGGGCCUGGGGGGAGCGUGCACGGCUGUGAGUGUGAGUGUGCACAGCUCCCGGGGAGCGUGCACGGCUUGGUAGGGGGGGAGACUAUGGCUCAGGGGUGAGUGUGAGCGUGCACGGCCUGGGGUGAGCGUGCACGGCUCCCGGUGCGAGUGUGAGCGUGCACGGCCUGGAACGAGCGUGCACGGCCUGGGGUGAGCGUGCACGGCUCCCGGUGCGAGUGUGCACAGCCUGGAAUGAGCGUGCAUGGCCUGGGGUGAGCGUGCGCAGCUCCCAGUGCAAGUGUGAGCGUGCACGGCCUGGAACGAGCGUGCACAGCCUGGGGUGAGCGUGCACGGCUCCCAGCACCAGUGUGAGCGGUGCACGGCCUGGAGUGAGUGGUGCACGGCUCCUGGUGUGAGUGUGAGCGUGCACGGCCUGGAACGAGCGUGCACGGCCCGGGGGUGAGCGUGCACGGCUCCCGGUGCGAGUGUGAGCAUGCACAACCUGGGGUGAGCGUGCGCAGGUCCAGGUGUGAGCAUGCCCGGCCUGGGGUGAGCGUGCACAGGUCCAGGUGUGAGCGUGAGCGUGCAUGGCCCAGGGUGAGCGUGCACGGCCCGGGGUGAGCGUGCGUGGCUGGGGGUGAGCGUGCGCUCCUCCGGGGCUGAGCGUGAGUGAGUGUGCCCAGCCAGGGCCUGAGCGUGCCCGGCACCAGGGCUGAGCUGUGAGCGUGCACGGCCCGGCAUGAGCGUGCACGGCCACGGCUGAGCGUGCAAGGCCCGGACUGAGCGUGCAAAGCCUGGAGUAAGCAAACGUGCAUGGCUCCUGGGCCUGAGCGUGAGCGUGCAAACCCAGGGCUGAGCGUGCAAACCCGGGGCUGAGCGUGCCCCCGGCCCCGUGCUCACACCUACCCGAGCGUGUGUGCGCGUGUGUGCGCGCCCCCCCCCGCUCCCCCCCCCCCAAAUCCCGCCGCUCGUGCUCCCGACCCGCCCUGCGCGUGGCGGCACACGCGUGUGCGAGGCGUGCGGGGGAUGCUGCCGGGGGCCGGUUCCCCCCCCCCCCGGGUGCCCGUGGGCCUCGUGGGGGGCCCCCGGGGCGACUUUAGGGUCGGGGAGGCGCCAUGUGGGGCCCCCCCCAACCGGGCCCCCCCUGGGCGUUUCGGGGCACCCUGGGGGCCCCCCCCCGGCACCCGCCUCAGCCUGGAGGGCGGCAGCAGGACCGUGGCCGAUUACCACGGCGGCCGCUCCCGCAGGAAGAGCGUCCCCGGGGGGAAGCAGUACAGCAUCAACAUGGACGCCCCGCCUGCCCCCCCCUUCCGGCCCUCGCCGCCUGUACCCCAGCAAGGCUUCCUGAGCCGCCGCCUGAAGAGCUCCAUCAAGCGCACCAAGAGCCAGCCCAAGCUCGACCGCACCAGCAGCUUCCGGCAGAUCCUGCCCCGCUUCCGCAGCGCCGACCACGACAGGGCCCGGCUGAUGCAGAGCUUCAAGGAGUCGCACUCCCACGAGUCCUUGCUGAGCCCCAGCAGCGCGGCCGAAGCGCUGGAGCUCAACCUGGAUGAGGACUCCAUCAUCAAGGCGGUCCACAGCAGCAUCUUGGGCCAGGAGUUUUGCUUCGAGGUGACCACGGCCUCGGGGACUAAGUGCUUCGCCUGCCGUUCGGCCGCCGAGAGGGACAAGUGGAUUGAGAACCUGCAAAGGGCGGUGAAGCCCAACAAGGACAACAGCCGGCGGGUGGACAAUGUCCUGAAGCUGUGGGUGAUCGAGGCGCGAGACCUUCCCCCCAAGAAACGCUACUACUGCGAGCUGUGCCUGGACGACAUGCUCUACGCCCGCACCACCAGCAAGGCGCGCACCGACAACGUCUUCUGGGGAGAACAUUUUGAGUUCAACAACCUGCCGGCCGUCCGCACCAUCCGCCUCCACCUCUACAAGGACACCGACAAGAAACGCAAGAAGGACAAGAGUAACUACGUAGGGAUGGUGAGCAUCCCCAUCGCCAGCGUCACCGGUCGGCACUUCGCCGAGCAGUGGUACCCGCUCAGCCAACCCAGCGGCAGCAAGAGCAAGGCGGGUUGUCCGGCUCUCCGCGUCAAGAGCCGCUUCCAGACCAUGAGCAUCCUCCCCAUGGAGCUCUACAAGGAGUUCGCCGAGUACGUCACCAACAAUUACCGGAUGCUUUGCGCCGUCUUGGAGCCCGUGCUCAGCGUCAAGAGCAAGGAGGAGGUGGCCUGCGCGUUGGUGCACAUCUUGCAGAGCACCGGCAAGGCUAAGGACUUCCUGUCGGACAUGGCCAUGACGGAGGUGGAUCGCUUCAUGGACCGGGAGCACCUGAUCUUCCGGGAAAACACCCUCGCCACGAAAGCCAUAGAGGAGUACCUGAAACUCAUCGGCCAGAAAUACCUCAAGGAUGCCAUCGGUGAGUUCAUCCGGGCGCUGUACGAGUCGGAGGAGAACUGUGAGGUCGACCCCAUGAAGUGCUCGGCCUCCACCUUGGCUGACCACCAGGCCAACCUCCGCAUGUGCUGUGAGCUCGCCCUCUGCAAGGUGGUCAACUCGCACUGCGUGUUCCCACGGGAGCUGAAGGAGGUCUUCGCCUCAUGGCGGCUGCGAUGCGCUGAGCGGGGCCGCGAGGACAUCGCCGACCGGUUGAUCAGCGCCUCGCUCUUCCUGCGGUUCCUCUGCCCCGCCGUGAUGUCCCCCAGCCUCUUCGGCCUCAUGCAGGAGUACCCCGACGAGCAGACUGCCCGCACCCUCACCCUCAUCGCCAAGGUCAUCCAGAACCUGGCCAACUUCACCAAGUUUGGCAGCAAGGAGGAGUACAUGGCCUUCAUGAAUGAGUUCCUGGAGCUGGAGUGGACCAGCAUGCAGCAGUUCCUCUACGAGAUCUCCAACCUGGACACCCUCACCAACAGCACCAGCUUCGAGGGCUACAUCGACCUGGGCCGCGAGCUCUCCACCCUGCACGCUCUCCUCUGGGAGGUCAUGUCCCAGCUCAGCAAGGAGGCCCUGCUGAAGCUGGGCCCGCUGCCCCGGCUGCUGACGGACAUCAGCGUGGCCCUGCGCAACCCCCACCUGCAGCGGCAGCCGAGCCAGGGGGAGCGGCUGCCCCCCAAGGGGCUGGUGCUGCGGGGGCCCUCGGCCGACCUCCAGCCCUACCUCGUCCGCGACCUCAACAGCUCUGUUGACCUCCAGUCCUACAUGGUGCGGGGCCUCAACAGCUCCAUGGAGGUGCCCCGCCUGCCCUCCCCGCCGCAGGAGAAGGGGCCGCAGGAGGUGCUGGUCCUGAGCCGCCCCCCCCUGGCCCGCUCCUCCCCCGCCUACUGCACCAGCAGCUCCGACCUGACGGAGCCCGAGGGGGGCCGGGGGGCUCUGGGGGUGGGCAAGAGCGUCUCCAUGCUGGACCUUCAAGACGGCCGCGUUGACAGCGUCCCUAGUUUGCCCGCCGAGCUGCUCGCCGCCGGUGGUCCGGCCCCAGGGGGGGCCGGAGGGGGCCUGCGUCCCGGCCGCCUCUCGCAGGGCAGCGCCUCCAGCCUGGCCCCCCCUCGCCUGGGGGUACCCGAGCCGGGGGGGCCGCAGUUGCGGGUCCCCCUCUCCUUCCAGAACCCCCUUUUUCAUUUGGCGGCUGACGGACCCUUGCGAGGACCCGAGCCGGGGGGUGAGGGGCCCUUCGCCCCCCCCCUGCACGGGUACAGCAAGAGCGAGGAGCUGGCGGCUCCCCCCCCCAAGCACAUCACCCACAGCCACAGCUACAGCGACGAGUUCGCCCGGCCGGGGGGGGACUUCGGCCGGCGGCAGCUCUCCCUGCAGGACAGCCUGGCCCCCCCCCAGAUCACCAUCGGGGCCCCCCCGCCCCCCACCCCUCGGGGGGCUCGGGCGGGGAAAGGUGGGGGGCCGGGGCCGGCGGCCCUGGGGGUGCCCCCCAAACCGCGGCCGGCCAGCGGGAACCUGCUGGCGUCGCCCGAACCGGCUUACGGACCCCCCCGCUCCCGGCAGCCCUCCCUGGCCAAGGAGGCGUCGGUGGCUGGGAUGAAGCCGCCGGUCACCAAGCAGGCCUCGCAGACGCCAUCGACGCUGAACCCGGUGAUGCCGGCGGCGGAGCGCACGGUGGCCUGGGUGUCCAACAUGCCGCACCUCUCGGCCGACAUCGAGAGCUCCCACAUCGAGCGCGAGGAGUACAAGCUCAAGGAGUACUCCAAGUCCAUGGACGAGAGCCGGCUGGACCGGGUGAAGGAGUACGAGGAGGAGAUCCACUCGCUGAAGGAGCGGCUGCACAUGUCCAACCGCAAGCUGGAGGAGUACGAGCGGCGCCUGGUGUCGCAGGAGGAGCAGACGAGCCGCAUCCUGCUGCAGUACCAGCACCGCCUGGAGCAGAGCGAGAAGCGCCUGCGGCAGCAGCAGGCGGAGAAGGACUCCCAGAUCAAGAGCAUCAUCGGCAGGCUGAUGCUGGUGGAGCAGGAGCUGCGCAGGGAUCACUUGGGCGCCCACGACCCCCCCGAGGGCCGGCGGCGGCUGCUCGACGCUCAGGAGAGGCAGCUUUCCGCCGUGGGUGCAGCAGACCCGGGUGUGAGUUGGGUCGGGGGGGUCCCCGCGCGACCCCCGCCUCCGCCCCCGCCACCCCCGAUCACGGCCAACGGCGAGCUGCGCGGCCCCGCUGCUGAGCACUAGCACCCGCCCCGGGGGCCACCGGGACCCCCCCAACCCCCCGCCCCGGGGCUGGCGGUGGCCCCCGGCGACCCCCGGGGAAGAGGAGGCGGAAGGGAAGGUGGUGGGGAGGGGGGGGACGGAGGAGAUC
This is a messenger RNA of Harpia harpyja (harpy eagle), 5219 nucleotides long. It is a transcript of the gene SYNGAP1, whose product is annotated as synaptic Ras GTPase activating protein 1. Gene Ontology annotation, biological process: regulation of GTPase activity; negative regulation of Ras protein signal transduction. The record is from RefSeq and is a predicted model, not a curated record. Lineage: Eukaryota; Metazoa; Chordata; Aves; Accipitriformes; Accipitridae.